AUGGAAAGAGGAAACCAAACAGGAGCUGGACACUUUCUUCUCCUGGGAUUCACAGAGAAGCCUUUCUUCUUUGGGCUAUUUCUGUCCAUGUACCUGGUCACGUUCACUGGGAACCUGCUCCUCAUCCUGGCCGUCAGCUCUGACUCCCACCUCCACACCCCCAUGUACUUCUUCCUGGCCAACCUGUCCUUUGUAGACAUCUGCUUCACCUCCACCACCGUCCCGAAGAUGCUCUGGAACAUCCAGACGCAGAGAAAACUUAUCACCUGUGCAGGCUGCCUCAGCCAGAUAUUUUUUUUCAUCGUGUUUGGAUGCCUGGACAAUUUACUCCUGACCGUGAUGGCCUAUGACCGCUUUGUGGCCAUCUGUCACCCCCUGCACUACAUGGUCAUCAUGAACCCCCAGCUCUGUAGGCUGCUGGCCGUGGGGUCCUGGUGCAUCAGUGUCAUGGGCUCCCUGCUCGAGACUUUGACCCUUUUGAGGCUGUCCUUCUGCACAAACAUGGAAAUCCCACACUUUUUUUGUGAUCUUCCUGAAGUCCUGAAGCUUGCCUGUUCUGACACCUUUGUCAAUACCAUGGUGGUGUAUUUUGUGACUAUUGUCCUAGGUGUUUUUCCUCUCUCUGGGAUCCUCUUUUCUUAUUCUCAGAUUUUCUCCUCCAUCCUGAAAAUUUCAUCAGCCAGGGGCAAGUACAAAGCCUUUUCCACGUGUGGGUCUCACCUCUCGGUGGUCUCCUUGUUCUAUGGCACGGGCCUCGGGGUCUACCUCAGUUCUGCAGCGACUUCAUCCUCUAGGACAAGUCUGGUGGCCUCGGUGAUGUACACGAUUGUCACCCCCAUGCUGAAUCCCUUCAUCUACAGUCUGAGGAACAGGGACAUGAAGGGGGCCCUGGGGAGACUCCUCAGCAGGGCAGUGCCUCUCAGCGUUGGGGGACCAUUACAGGAUUCUCAUGAGUAA
Molecule: messenger RNA, 957 nt
Organism: Prionailurus viverrinus (fishing cat)
Lineage: Eukaryota; Metazoa; Chordata; Mammalia; Carnivora; Felidae
Product: olfactory receptor 7C2-like
Exons: 1
Coding region: 1-957 (318 amino acids)
Biological process (GO): G protein-coupled receptor signaling pathway
Cellular component (GO): membrane
Molecular function (GO): G protein-coupled receptor activity; olfactory receptor activity
Source: RefSeq, a predicted model, not a curated record